Molecule: messenger RNA, 5558 nt
Organism: Oryzias melastigma (Indian medaka)
Lineage: Eukaryota; Metazoa; Chordata; Actinopteri; Beloniformes; Adrianichthyidae
Gene: acsl3b
Product: acyl-CoA synthetase long chain family member 3b
Exons: 15
Coding region: 1212-3347 (711 amino acids)
Biological process (GO): long-chain fatty-acyl-CoA metabolic process; long-chain fatty acid metabolic process; neuron differentiation
Cellular component (GO): lipid droplet; endoplasmic reticulum; plasma membrane
Molecular function (GO): long-chain fatty acid-CoA ligase activity
Source: RefSeq, a predicted model, not a curated record
UGUGAAAUUUGCGGUGGGCUAAAACCAUAACAACUUUCUUGUUUCCUAUUUGAUUUUGGAAAUAUCCUUAAUAGCUCAGUAGUUUAUUAAUCCUGUACAGAAUUAUGAUUUAUCAUUCUCUUAUGCAAUAAUUAAUGUUGAUUUUUCCUAUCAUACUCUGCAAUACAAUCCCUCUGUACACUUGAAACAUCAAAAUAACUAAAAAAAAGAAAAGAAAGACAUACAACUGGGCCCCUUUAUUGAUAGACAGUGGAAAAAAACGAUAUAUAUUAAUGCAAGCUUUUUUUUUUCAUGAAAUAUCUAUGUGGGGAAAAUUUGUUUUUUUAUCCAAUCGAUCACAAAUUUUAUUCAGUGCUGAUUUAAAAAUACGUUAUUAAUCCUCAACAACAUCUUAGUUAUUAUCUGAGUACUUUUUGGAGUUCAUAGCGAUGGGUAGGAAGUACUAGUACUGUUAUGAAGAGGAAAUUUAUUUUAUUUUUUUUAAAUAUUUUUUUAUCAUCUUUUUUACUUUUUUUAUCGUUUUUCCAGAUCUUAUAAUAAAAUGAUCAGAGUGGGAUUUUAAGACAAUACAAUGAAAGAAAAAUCAAUAUAAUUAUUAUAUAUAUUUUUUUGUCCUUCAUUUUUUUUUCUAAAUGUAAUUAACUACUGAUAAAAUAGGACAAAAGAUAAGAAAAGAAUAAUAAAAUGUACUUUAUAUAUGAAGUAUAAGAUGCUAAAUUACCAGUAAAAAAGCAGUUCUAAAAAUAUGGGUGACCGUCUCUCCAGAACCAUCACCGAAUGACCCAAACCAGACAACUUUGACCGAUAAUAACCCCACUGACGUCCCAGUUGCCCCAAACACGCGCCACCCUCAAACCUCCAAUCACAGAUCGAAAAUCCAGUGACGUCAAACAAUGACUUCCGGGCUGGCAGCAGUGGCCCGGUAAUUCUCAGAUUUACGAUUUGACAUUGGUUUUGUUUAGAUUUGUAAGUUUUAUUUUUCCCCCUUAAAUUAUAAACUUAAACUUAAUGCCGAUAUAUUUCCAAAGGUGUGUUUAAAAGGAUUAAUACCCUCCAGUCCAUGCAACAGCGACGCAGACAUAGCGGUUUUAAAAAGAGGCCAUUUUUUGAUGCAUAAUAGAGCAACAACCUGCAUUCUUUACUGUUGACAACAGUGAAACAUUUCUGCAAAGAAAAGACUUUAGAGCUCGAGCCCAAAAUCUACUUGAAAGAUGAAGAUGAAGGAGGACAUCAACCCAGUGCUGCUACAAGUCUUCCGCUCUGUAGUCUGGGUCUACUCGGUUAUCACCUUCCUCCCCUGGUACUUCUUCUCCGGGACUGGCACUAAUUUGGAGCGAGCCCGACGAAUCAAGGCACGUUCCGUAAGCGGACACCCAGCUGGACCUUACAGAGCCAUCAACAGCCAAGAGAAGUUGGCCGCGUUGUUGGAACCCGGGGUGAACACCCUGGACAAGAUGUUCGAAUAUGCGGCCAGGAGGUUUCCAAUGAGAGACUGUCUGGGCACCAGGGAGGUGCUCAGUGAGGAAGAUGAGCUCCAACCUAAUGGGAAGGUGUUCAAAAAGGUCAUUUUAGGGAACUAUAACUGGCUUUCAUACGAAGAAGCUUACCUGACAGCGAAGUGCUUUGGCAGUGGUCUGGCCGCUCUGAAUCAGCGACCUCACUGCAACAUCGCCAUCUUCUGCGAGACUCGAGCCGAGUGGCUCGUGGCAGCGCAAGCCUGUUUCAUGUACAAUUUUCCGCUUGUGACGCUCUACGCCACCUUGGGGCUCAAGGCCAUCGCUCACGGCCUCAACGAGACGGAGGUGACCCACAUCAUCACGAGUAAAGACCUGCUGCAGAGCCGACUCAAGGCCAUUCUGUGUGAUGUACCCCGGCUCCAGUACAUUAUUGUAGUGGACCCUAAACCCACAAGCUGGCCAGACAUCCCCAGGAGCAUCAUGGUCUACAACAUGGAUGCUGUGAAGGAGAUGGGAUCCAAGCCAGAAAAUAUCGCAGCGGACCGCAGACACCCUCAGCCUUCGGACAUCGCUGUCAUCAUGUACACCAGCGGCUCCACGGGCCUCCCCAAAGGUGUCAUGAUCUCCCAUGGCAACCUGAUUGCUGGCAUCACAGGCAUGGCUGAGCGGAUCCCAAAUCUCAAUGAGACAGACACCUACAUCGGCUACCUACCACUGGCCCAUGUUUUGGAGCUCAGCGCAGAGCUGGUUUCCAUUUCUCACGGCUGUCGUAUCGGUUAUUCAUCCCCUCACACUCUGGCUGAUCAGUCCACCAAGAUUAAGAAAGGCAGCAAAGGGGAUGCUAGUGUCCUGAAGCCCACUCUCAUGGCUUCUGUACCAGAGAUUAUGGAUCGAAUUUACAAAAAUGUAAUGACCAAAGUGGAGGAAAUGAGCAAACUCCAAAAGACGCUCUUUGUGUUGGCUUACAACUACAAGAUGGAGCAGAUAUCCAAAGGUUACAGUACGCCUCUCUGUGACAGUUUGGUUUUCAAACGCGUGCGCUCUCUGUUGGGAGGAAACACACGGGUGCUGCUUUCCGGCGGCGCCCCGCUGUCGGCUGCCACGCAGCGCUUCAUGAACAUCUGCAUGUGCUGCCCUGUGGGGCAGGGCUACGGCCUGACGGAGACCUGUGGAGCUGGCACCAUUAGCGAGAUUUGGGACUACAACACUGGACGAGUUGGCGCUCCCCUGGUUUGCUCAGAAAUCACCCUGAAGGACUGGGAAGAGGGGGGUUACUACAGCACAGACAAACCCAACCCAAGAGGAGAGAUUUUGAUCGGCGGGCCAAACGUUGCAAUGGGUUACUACAAAUACGACGGCAAGAACCAAGGAGACUUCUUUGUGGAUGCAAACGGGCAGAGGUGGUUCUGCACUGGAGACAUUGGAGAAUUCCAUCCGGACGGAUGCCUCAAAAUCAUCGAUCGCAAGAAAGACCUUGUAAAACUGCAGGCGGGUGAAUAUGUUUCCCUCGGAAAGGUGGAGGCUGUUCUGAAGAAUUGUCCACUGAUUGACAACAUCUGUGCCUACGCCAACAGUGACCAAUCGUAUGUGAUUAGCUUCGUGGUGCCUAACCACAAGCAGCUGAUGGCGGUGGCGGAACAAAUGCAAAUAAAAGGCACAUGGGAGGAUCUGUGCAACAAUCCACAGAUGGAGAAAGAGGUUCUCCGCAUCAUCACUGAGGCUGCCAUCACAGGCAAACUGGAGCGAUUUGAGAUUCCCAAGAAGAUCCGUCUGAGUGCCGAAGCCUGGACACCAGAGACCGGUUUGGUCACCGACGCUUUCAAACUUAAGCGGAAGGAGCUGAAAACACACUAUCAGGAAGACAUAGAGAGAAUGUAUGGGGGGAAAUAGUAAACGAGAAGCACAUUCAACUUGAGCAUGUAAACAAAAAGCUCAAUCCAAACUGAACUUUCCUGAGAGGACUUGUAUGUUAGUUACAGGUAAAACAUUAUCAGUAGAAACUCCUGUUCCUCAUCUCCUCUGUAACCAGCGACCAUCCAAGCAGCAAUCUGGAAGGCAGCUUCAUGCUUUAGUUCAAGACCCAGAGGCAGGAAGGACCUUCACUAACAACUGAGCCAGUCAUCCCGCUGUGACAAACUAACAAUUCGGAUGGAUUUAGCCUUCUGAGGACCAAAGCGGCUCCUGACGUUGGAGCUUCUGUUCUUCCUCGUCAGAGUUCUUUCUCCCUGUAAAGCUCGGCUGUGGACGCGAGGAGCAGACGCUCGGCAGGGAUGUUGGUAGCAUUAGCCUCCUGCUCAGAAGUGACUUUCAGGUUCUGCAGGGAUCUUGAUUGUGUCUCUCCUUUUUUUUUAAUAUAUAUAUAUAUAUAUCUGCGUUGAAAUGUUUCACUCAUGUUGGGUUCGUCAGCUUUGGAACCCAUUUUUGAAGAUUUCUCUGUUGCGAAGCCAUGAGAGAUUGAGGUUCUGAGCUUCAUUUUUUUUACCAUUUUUGAAACUAGUUUGUUUUUCUUCUUUUUGUAUGCUUUUAUAUUUCUUUCUGGUCAUGCUAAUUGUGCUUUGUUUACAUUUUUUUUUAAAAUGCUGUCUUUCUUUUCUUAUGUUCCAAAUUUGCUCAUUUGAGUUCAUGUUUACUGACUUGAUUCUCUUAACUCCACAUCCUGCAGCGGACGGUAAACAGGUUUUAUUGACUGAACAUUGUUCCAUCAGUGACUUGUAAAAGCCCAGGUAUGUAUUCCUCCAUGUAUGACCAAUGAACUACAUAAAUGUCUUUAAGGGAACUUGGUUUACUGUAGUAAAAUAGCUACAAUAGUCUGUAUUUCUUCCAGGAACUUAAGGAGGCAGAUGUUAUUCUAUUUACUAUAGAUCUAGUUACUGUUGCUUUGAUCCUUUUAUUUUUACAGAUAUGAAAUAAAAAUAAAACUGAAUGUGCAAUAUUUAUACUAAGUGUAGGAAAUUGCAGCCGACAGUUCCGCUGUGGUGUGUUCAUAUUUAAGCCUCUUGCUUGUAUUAAGUAGUGGCUUUGUAGAAAAGGUAAAUAGACACUGAUGAGGAUAUUUUACAAUAAAAAACGUGAGGUAAGAAGCAUUUUUUUGCAUGAUGAAAAGCGUGCGACUGUGUACCAAAGCACCUGUACUGAAGAGAAAACUGCACUUGAGCAAGUGAAGAAAUAGUUAUGGAUGAUAGAGAAAAAAAAAGAAAUCACCUCACUGAUUGCAACUAACGUGUCUGUAUAUUUCAAACAAUUUUUUUGUGUAUAACACUGUAUGUGCAAUGUAUAUAAAGGAAUCUUAUCACCUGCUAGUUAUUUGAACUCCUGUAAAAAUCAUGCGUUGAUGGAAGAAGGUUUUCAAAGUUGUGAUAUUUAUUGACUGGCAGCACAAGGAGAAACUUUUGUUUUUUCUUCGUUGAAAUAAAUGCUUGUUUUGAGGCGGACAUCUUUUUUCCGUCAUCUUUUCUCAAAACAAAAUGACUAAAGGUACUUUUAAUAACCCUUUAACACCUAAAAACACAAAAUCUUUAACAUACUGUAACUUUUCAACCAUUAAAUGAUAAUUCCAGUAGAUUCUGAAGGAGAAUUGUGGCAUUUUUCAGCCAGCUAGCUAAUGAGCUAGCCAGCUAGCUAGCUCAUUAGCUAGCUGGCUAGCUAAAACCACUUUUCUCUUUUAGAAUUAUUGGUUAACGGUUGAAAAUUUACAGUAAAUCAAAGAACAUAAACAGCUGCUAGCUUUAGUUUACUAACAUUUAAUCAUUUAAAAUCUUGACAUUUUAGAGAUUUUUUUUUUUUGGUUUUCGUUUGCCUGUUCGUAGGCGGCUAGUGGCCUUCUAACCCACAAGCUUCUGUCGGAGCUCUUAACACUCCAAUGAGAGCUGCCAUUUUUUCAUUCCUUUUUUCUGUAAAUAGGUUAGCUCUUUCUGUACACCUCCUUUAAACAUAUUUAAGAAUGUCUUCUUUUGAUUUUUUACUUUUUGUGUGAAAUAGGAAGCUGGGAGGGGCUUCUUUUGUUUUGUGUGUGGUGACAUACCACUUUAUUUAUCUGUGAUUUGGCCUUGGAUCAUAUGUAAUGCAAAUUAAAAGAUAAUAAUAAAUUAAAAAAAUAACAAA